Messenger RNA from Cavia porcellus (domestic guinea pig), 3913 nucleotides. RefSeq names its product queuine tRNA-ribosyltransferase accessory subunit 2 (gene Qtrt2). The transcript has 9 exons. Gene Ontology annotation, molecular function: tRNA-guanosine(34) queuine transglycosylase activity. The coding region runs from base 148 to 1395 and encodes 415 amino acids. Lineage: Eukaryota; Metazoa; Chordata; Mammalia; Rodentia; Caviidae. The record is from RefSeq and is a predicted model, not a curated record.
UAAUGACGUACUGCUCCCUGAUUGGCUCUGUGUUGGAGGCGGUGGUUCAAGGGGGGGACUGAGAAUUCUGAGAGCAGGACACGUGGUUGGGAGUUUGGGGGUUCCAGAGACUUGGGAGGUUUGCCGUACCUAGAGAAAUCCCUAAGGAUGAAGCUAAAUCUUACCAAGGUAGUCAAUGGCUGUCGUCUAGGAAAAAUACAAAACCUGGGCAAAACAGAAAACCACAGCAUGGACAUUCCAGGCUGCCUUCUGUAUACCAAGACAGGCUCUGCCCCACACCUGACCCAUCACACCCUACAUAAUAUCCAUGGGCUUCCUGCCAUGGCCCAGCUUACGCUCUCAUCCCUAGCAGAGCAUCAUGAGGUCUUGGCAGAAUAUAAGAAAGGAGUUGGAAACUUUAUAGGGAUGCCAGAAAUGCUUCUAUACUGCUCCUUGCAUGAUCCAGUCAGCCCCUGCCCAGCUGGUUAUGUAACAAAUAAGUCUGCAUCUGUAUGGGGUGGUGGAGGAAGAGUAGAAAUUACCGUUUCCAAGUUCAUGGCAAUUCAGCAGGCCCUUCAGCCAGACUGGUUCCAGUGCCUUGCAGAUGGGGAGGCAUCUUGUGAGGAAGGAACUUCCAUAAAAAGAGCCAGAAAGUCUGUGGACCGAUCACUUCUUUUUCUGGAUAACUGUCUGCGGCUACAGGAAGAAUCAGAGGUCCUUCAGAAAAGCAUGAUCAUUGGAGUGAUCGAAGGUGGAGAUGUGAUGGAGGAGCGGCUGAGGUCGGCACGAGAGACAGCCAAACGGCCUGUUGGUGGCUUCCUCCUGGACGGCUUUCAGGGGAAUCCAGCAACCCUGGAGGCCAGACUGCAGCUUCUGUCAUCAGUCACUGCAGAGCUGCCCGAGGACAAACCAAGGCUCAUUUGUGGUGUUAGCCGGCCAGAUGAGGUGCUCGAGUGCAUUGAAAGAGGAGUGGACAUAUUUGAGAGUUUUUUUCCUUAUCUAGUGACAGAGCGGGGAUGUGCCCUGACAUUCAACUUUGAUUACCAGCCGAAUCCUGAAGAGACAUUAUUACAACAAAAUGGGAUACAAGAAGAGGAAAAAUGUGAGGAGCAAAUAAAGAAAAUUAAAACAACUGGUUGCAACCAAAAAAUGACAUCAUUUGAAAUUAAUCUGAAGGAAAAAAAGUACAGGGAGGACUUUAGCCCAUUGGUGAGAGAGUGCUCCUGUUACUGCUGUAAGAAUCACACUCGUGCGUACAUCCACCAUCUGCUGAUGACCAAUGAGCUGCUGGCCGGUGUCCUGCUGAUGAUGCACAACUUUGAACACUACUUUGCAUUCUUUCACUCCAUCCGGGAAGCACUAAAAAAUGACAGACUGACACAGCUGAAAGAGCUCAUUCGCAGGCAAGCAUGUUGAGAACUGGCAAAUACAAAUCUGAUCUGUAUUGAGCUUGUACCGUGGUUAUAACAUGGAAAGGAGUGAAAAAAACUGAUCUAGAUUUAUUUUGUUGUUGUUGUUUUUUGCUUACUUUUUUUGAAAGACAGAGUCUUACUGUGCAAUUCAGGCUAGCCUUGAACUCACUGUAUAACCCAGGCUGACCUCAAACUCACGGCAAUCCUCUUGCCUCAGCCUCCCAGUGCUGGGAUUACAGGCAUGCACCACGAUGCGUGUCAUGUCUUAGCUUUAAAUAUUUAUAUUUAAGGAUAAAAGUUUGCUAAAUAAAGAGCAUCUGAAACUAUGAAGAAAAUAAAGAAUGGCACUUUCAAACUGCCUACAUGAUGGUGAAGAGCUGUAUUAUAAAGAAUUAAAUAGCGUGACCAAAUUUGUUAAUUCAUGCGUGUAAUUCCAGUAUUUAGGAGGCAGAGACAGGAUUGCAAGUUCGAGGCCUGGCUACAUAAUUUAGUGAGAGUCUGUCCCAAAGUAAAAAGUAAAAAGUGCUAGUGAUGUAGUUUAGCGGCGGAAGCCUUGCCUAGAAUGCACAAGGCUCUGGGUUUAGUCCUUAAUACCAUACAAAAAAAUAAAAUUAAAAAUUACAGAAAAAGAAAAGAUGUAAGUGGCAUAGAUUGAUAAAAAGAGUUGAGCCAUGACCUUUACAAUAUCUAGGCUAGGGUCCAGAGGUUUAGUUCAGUGGUGCAGGCACCUGCUUGGCAAGUGCAAAGUUGUGAGUUCGAUCCCCGGUACCAAAUAAAAUAAAAUAAAAUAUCUAAGUUAAUUUUUCUUAGUUGACAGAAAUUCACCUAGAGAAGACUUUAGAUGGGAGGAGACACUUAAAAGGGGAGACAAGAUUGUAAGGACCACUGAAAAAUGAGUUGGGACCUGAGGGGAGAUGACUUCAUAAAGACUUCAUAACCUCUGUGGACCCGUAACCUGUUAACUGGAGAAAGAAGCUGGCCAAUUGAUAGUUUUCUUUUUUUGACUCUCAGGGGCCUUUCGGGUACUUUGUCUUCCAUAAUGCCCUGGUAGUACAGUGAUUCAGAAAGGGGUCAUGAGCCUUCACCACACUUUUGUCUUCCUGUGUGGGCCUCACUCAGUGCUCCUUGAUCAUGUGGCUCAGGUCACACAUUCAUUUGGCCACUUGGUCUGUUUGUGACUUGUCUUCUUCCUAGAGCCAGUGUGCUUACCAGUUAUGGGCCCAGGAGUUACACGGCUACUUUAUCUAGUUACACAAAUCUAAUCUAAGCACAUAAUAACUGUAGCCCUAUCCCCUGCUGAGGUUUAUUCUUAUGUGGCCAGUUGGAGGAAGACCCCAAGCUAGCCAGUUAGAUGAUCAGUUUCAGUCCUGCUCCAUUGUGACACCUGGAUAAAGAACUUAACGUCUCUAUUGUGUUCUCAUGAAUGAAUGGGGGCAGGCAUAGUGAUAAGACUAAAUAAACUACUAAAAUUUUACUGGCUUUCUUUUUAUUUUUUAUUAUUAUUACAAUUUUUGGUACUGGGGAUCAAACUCAUGACCUUGCACUUAUUAGGCAGCCAUUGAGCUAAAUCCCUCACAUGCCAGCCCUUCACCUGACUUUAAAAUUUGAGCAGCAAAAGCUUUGGAUUAGAGUCUUAGCCAUGCUUUUCACCCUUGUUUGUUAAACACUAUUGGCCUGGUUCAAAAGUUCCUCAGUGCCAGGAGGCAAGUGACAUAGUAAAUAUAUUCGAGAACAUAAAAGGAAGUCCAGCCUAUGAAUUUUUAAGUGGCUGAUGAGCGGGCAUCAAAAAUCCUGAGGCUGGGUAUCCUUCCUAGUGUGAUCCUUGAUCAUGUGAUUUUGUUCUGCUGUUACCAAAGGAGUGACAUUGUGCUGAUAGUGUGACAGACAAGGGAUUUUUAUUUUCUUUGUACUUUUUAUAUUUGUCAACUUUUAAGUAAGGAAUAUACAUAAAGAUAGGCAUACAUGUAGUUUUUAUAAAAAUAAUAACAAAACCAAAAUGAUGCCCCUUUUUUUGUGUGGGCAAGAAAUAAAUUUGUUUUAUACUCCUAUUAUAUUUUGCUGUUUUUCAAAAUUUGGUGGGCAUUACUGAGCACUGUUUGUAGUUACUAUGUGGCUAUUGUAUUUUUAUGUGUUGGGAGCCCAUCUGUGGUUCUCUUUAGUAAUAUAAUGUCGGCAUGAAUGACAGUAGAUACUGGUAGAAGUCGGAAUUUCUGUCCCCAAGGAUCUGGUUGUCCUGAAAGGUAUUGUUAUUCAUGUGUUCAUAGUCUUGUUCAAUGCCAAAACCCAUUGUUGAAGAAGUAUUAGUGUAUAUCCCAGAAUCCAUAAAAAAUUGUAGUUUUAUUUAUGUCCAAAACACUGAAAAUUCUGUUCAACAUUGUUCUGGUUCUUUUCUUAUUAGCACAUUUGAAAGAUGUGUUUUUAAUGUAGUAAAUCUAUUAAAGCCAAAAAAUCACUGUGUAUUGCUUUCUGUAAAUGUUAAUGAGUCUGUUAAACAAAAUAUUAAAUUUUCAUGCUACCAAGAA